AUGGCUGAUAAACUAAAAGAGCAACAGGUUUUUGACCAACUAAAAUCCAAGCAUCUGGGGUUGGGCAACGCUGACACGACCAGAAAGGAAUGGUUGGACAACAUAGCAAAGGACACCUACGCCACUUUAGUGCAGCACAACCCAAUGUUGGAGUAUCUAAGUAUAGGAUUGAACAAGCCCCAGGCUAUUACAAAGUUCGAGAUGAUUGAAAAAAUGGCAGGGUGUAGAGUUGAUGAGGAUGGCAUAAAAAGUAAAAUUGACCGAAACUAA
This is a messenger RNA of Komagataella phaffii GS115, 270 nucleotides long. RefSeq lists its product as hypothetical. Gene Ontology annotation, cellular component: precatalytic spliceosome; U2 snRNP. The coding region runs from base 1 to 270 and encodes 89 amino acids. The transcript is spliced from 2 exons. Gene Ontology annotation, biological process: mRNA splicing, via spliceosome. Lineage: Eukaryota; Fungi; Ascomycota; Pichiomycetes; Pichiales; Pichiaceae. The record is from RefSeq and is a predicted model, not a curated record.